Messenger RNA from Klebsormidium nitens, 2255 nucleotides. The record is from the annotation of a GenBank genome assembly. Lineage: Eukaryota; Viridiplantae; Streptophyta; Klebsormidiophyceae; Klebsormidiales; Klebsormidiaceae.
GCCAGCAGCAAAGCUGAGCUGAGCUGCUCAGUGAAGCUGAGGAGCUAGUUUUGUUUGGAGCGCGCUCUCUCAUGUUCGAGCCAAGCACUCACUUCUGAUGCACGUCUCUCGCCAUUAAAAGGUCCAGCAUCGCCUGGCCUUUGAAGCCGACUUCCCUCACUUGAAGCAAAUGGGUGGUGGUGUCGAGUCGCUUGUCAUGGAGAACCUGAUGGAGUGGGAGCUGGUCACAGAUGCUGGCGACCAGAAGCCUCCUUCGUCCGCGGCGUCCACAACCUCGGAGUCUGCAGCAAGCAAUGCUUUGGUUCUGGAGUACUUAACAAACCUGGACAUUGAUAUCGUGCCAAGGGAGCGGCCUAGAAACCCCCCAUUGCAGCAAAGACCCAGCGUCAUGUUGAGACAUGAUGAGGAGAGUCUGUCGCAGUCACCAGAAGCUGGUCCAAUUGCAAACCCUCCCAGUCUUCCACUUCCAGAACCCGAUCUGCAGAGCUCAGUGAUCAAGCCUGAGGUGUCGAAUUCAGCAGAGUCGCUGGAGGCACAGCGAGAAGAACAAAGCCAGGCUCAGCAGGAGGAACAAAGCCAAGGUCAGCAGGAGACACAGCAGAUGAUGCAGUCGGGGCUGGACUGGGCCCCAAUGACCAUCGAUAGUGUAAUCGCGAAGACUGCGAUUGAAACUGCAAGAGAAGUCCUUGCGGAGGUUUCUGAGGAGGGGAAGGAAGCUGAUUUGAAGGAGGAGGAUAACACCGCCACACUGGUGAUCCUGAGGAAGGUGACAGAGCUCGCGCUCCUUCAGAAGAGCCUGCCAAAGGCGAGUGAGCAGGGUGCGGCUUUGGCAACCAUUGAGCUUUUGAUGCGGUUGGAGGAGACGGUCGGAGGCCCAUUGGAUGGCAUCCCAACUGUGCACGACACAUUGAAGGUUCAGACAGCAGAGAAGGCCGAGUCUGCAACGGUGAUGACAGCCCUGGAAGGUUUCUUUGGCAAGGUUACUGAGGCCCUUAGGUUGACUGAGGUGCGCGUCCAGCUGACGCAAGCUGAAGAGAAGGCUCGGGAGAGGCGCAAGAAAAGAAUGCAGUUCCUUGGCACGGUGGGAGGGAUGAGCGCUCUCCUGUUUGUUGGGGCGGGGGCCGCAGUGCUAGCGGCGGAGGCCAGUCUGGCCAGUGCAUACACUGCGUACAACAUCUUCUUCAACCCCACCGCCAUCAGCGCCGCUUCUGCGGCCGUCGAGGCCGCAAGCGGAGUCGCCAGCCUGUGUGGCCUGGGUGCAGUUGUGCCUGGGGCGACCGCUGCUUCUUUGGGGGUCUUGGACAUGUUCAAGGCGCACUGCCGGCCAGUCAAAGUCGGCCAGGUGGCACGGCUCAAGAUGCUCGAUUGCAUGCUGGGGUACUUGACGGAGGGCUCGGGGACGCCAUAUGAGCCCAUCGAGGACCCGGACGUCCUCAAGGCACGCAUGCUGUCCAAAUGGAGGGAGCUGGACCUCGCAGCGCUUCCCAAUGCAGAGAUUGUUGCAAAGCUGACGGCGGAGCACGCAGGGCGGUCGGCUCGCAUCUGUGGGGUUGCCACGACGAACUUGACGUCAGCAAGCAUUGAAACCCUCGUGCAGCAUGCCAGGCUGCUUGACCUGGUUGACCAGCUGGAGGUCCUGGUGUGGAACACGUGCUUCGUGGGCGUCAUUGGUCCGCAGAACGCAGGUAAGAGCACGCUGAUCAAGGCAAUGGCGGACGCACUCGGCCGCAAGGACGUCGGCGUGGCGGACAUCGGCAUCAAAGCGCACACCAAGCGCGUUGGCGCCUACCAGCUCAAGGAUACGCUAUGGAUCCUGGACUGCCCCGGCAGUGACAGCAUUUCGGAUGAGCUGGCCGUGGCCUGGCAGAACUUCCGCUCGCUCCCGAGCUUCUUCGUCCUUGUGCUCCACUACGGCAACGGCAUCACGCGCUCCGUGGCCGACCUCUACCAGCAAGUGCGCGCGCGCUUCCCCGACACCAAGAUCGUAACCCUGGUUAACCAAGUUGACCGGUACUGGGACGAACUAGAGGAGGAUGGCGUGGACGAGAGUUUGGGGCACUUGGUCGAGGUGCUCGAGACGGCGGUCGGCGAGAAGGUGGACGUGCGCUUCUCGGUGCUUAGCGACAAGAAGUACGAUCGUGCAAUGAUGAAUAGCGGAGUUCUCGGCAGCGAUGGUGCGUGCCAGAGAAUCAUUUACACGGCGGAGGAGAUGAGCCGGGCGCUCGCAGAUGACUAGGGGCUUAGGGUUUGGGGGC